Cercopithifilaria johnstoni is the source of this 624-nucleotide messenger RNA. The record is from the annotation of a GenBank genome assembly. Lineage: Eukaryota; Metazoa; Nematoda; Chromadorea; Rhabditida; Onchocercidae.
AUGUUGUCGGAGGAAGAGAAGGACAAGAUAGCUUGCGAAUCGAGUUUUAUUGCUCGAGUCAUAGAUUCGUUGGUUACUUUGUUUCUUUUGUUAUAUUUGGCUUAUACACAAGCGCAAACUUUCGAGACGGGUGAUAAUGCGACCGUUAGGGGUUGCUCGAGCCAUUGUUCUCCUCACGACAGCGAUCUGACGUGCUUAACUAGGUCAUUGGAAUUUUACGAACGUCUUCUACUGGCACAAAUGAAGCAUUUUAUUGCAGUUCAAAUGCAUAUUGAUCAGUGGUAUAAAUGGCAUAGUAAAUAUGGCCAUCGUAAUUAUACGCAAACAAAGGAAGAAGUGAUCGCGAAACUUUCAGCACAGUUAGAACCAGAAGAUGUAAUCGAUGAAGAGACAAUUGCUACUGUAGUUGAUGUUCUGAUAGACAACGUAGAGAAAGGGACUGAAACGAUCGAAGCAGAAAUACCACAUUUCACUUGUCCGUUACCCUGUGAAUAUCGUUAUGACAUAUGGCGUAAUGUUUUUAUUGCUUCGAUGACUUUGAAUUUGUUGCUUGUAAUUGCUCUUGUUCCAUUUAUCGUAUCACUUAUUAGGUCCGAUGUUCCGGAACAACUCGUAAGAACAUAA